AUGGAAGUGGACAGCAAUGUUGAUGCAAGUAAUGUAACUUCUGGACCCGGAUCUGUUUCAGUACUUCUGCAUCCCCUUGUUAUUUUAAAUAUUUCGGAGCACUGGACGCGCAAUAAAGUGAAAGAAAACUCAACUGCUGUCACAGUGUAUGGCGCUUUGCUUGGUAAACAAGAGGGACAUCAUAUUGAAAUAUCUAAUUCCUUUGAGUUACUCCUAGAUGACUCACAAACAUCAGUUAACUCUGGUUUUUAUAAAACCCGUGAAACCCAAUGCAAGCAAGUGUAUCCAGACCUAGAUAUAAUCGGUUGGUAUACUACUGGUGGACCUUUCAAUGAAAAAGAUGAAUUAUUUAAUAGACAGAUGCAAGAACUAAAUGAAUUGCUUCUUAUAUUAAAAUUGGAUCCGCUUCAAACAUGUGGAGAAAAUUUACCCAUCCGUGUUUAUCAGUCAGUAGUGGACAACGAUGCGAAAGUUCAGCCUAGACCGGUAUCAUACACCUUAGCAACCGAUGAAGCUGAACGUAUUGGUGUUGAUUAUGUUGCACGUAUUUCAAUGUCUUCCACCGGGCAAAAAUCAUCUAUGACGGCUGAGCAUCUGCUUGGAAAUUAUCAGGCUAUCCAGAUGUUAAAUAGUCGCCUUCAACUAAUCAGAAGCUAUAUAUCUGCUGUCGCAUCAGGAGAACUCCCACCAAAUAGAGCAAUGCUAAGAGAAAUCAAUGCUUUGAUCAAACGUGUCCCACUAAUGCCUUCAACUGAAUCUGCUAAAGGCAAUGAUCAUUUAUAUCGUCAAGCUAAUGAUGUGUGUUUAACAGCACUUCUUGCAAGCAUAACUCAAGGUCUACAUACAUUAUACGGAUGUAUGGUAAAGACAGCACACGCAGCAGAUCGUAGAUCUAUGCCUAUGGGUAUAGGAAUUACAGGCUCAAGUCGUUUUGUUAAAGUUUCUCACGUAAUGAAUAAUUCUAAUUAG
Messenger RNA from Heterobilharzia americana, 969 nucleotides. Lineage: Eukaryota; Metazoa; Platyhelminthes; Trematoda; Strigeidida; Schistosomatidae. The record is from the annotation of a GenBank genome assembly.